Chelonia mydas (Green sea turtle) is the source of this 2629-nucleotide messenger RNA. It is a transcript of the gene EXOSC6, whose product is annotated as exosome component 6. The transcript is spliced from 2 exons. Gene Ontology annotation, cellular component: nuclear exosome (RNase complex); nucleolus; cytoplasmic exosome (RNase complex). The record is from RefSeq and is a predicted model, not a curated record. The coding region runs from base 49 to 852 and encodes 267 amino acids. Gene Ontology annotation, biological process: poly(A)-dependent snoRNA 3'-end processing; rRNA catabolic process; nuclear mRNA surveillance. Lineage: Eukaryota; Metazoa; Chordata; Testudines; Cheloniidae.
CGGCAGCGGCCCCGCCCACCCGCGCCGCGUGGAGCGCAGCGGGCCGCCAUGGCGCUGGACCACCGGCGCGUGCCGGGCCCGGAGGAGUCGCAGGCCCCGCUGCUGUACGCGGCGCCCGGCGAGGCGGGCCCGGAGGCCCCGGGCCGGGAGGCGGCGGCGCUGCGGCCGCUCCUGGCGCGGGCCGGGCUGCUGAGCCAGGCCGAGGGCUCGGCCUACGUGGAGCUGGCCGGCGGCACCAAGGUGCUGUGCGCCGUGCGCGGGCCGCGCGAGGCGGCCGAGGGCCGCGGCCGGCUGCUCUGCGAGUUCCGCCGCGCGCCCUUCUCCGUCCGCGGCGCGCGCCCGCGGCCCGGCCCGGCCCCCGCCGCCCGCGAGCGCGAGCUGGGCCUGGCGCUGCAGGAGGCGCUGGCGCCGGCCGUGCGCCUGGCGCGCUACCCGCGCGCGCGGCUGGAGCUCACGGCGCUCGUGCUGCAGGACGGCGGCUCGGCGCUGGCGGCCGCGCUCUCCGCCGCCGCCCUGGCGCUGGCCGACGCGGGCGUGGAGAUGUUCGACCUGGUGGUGGGCUGCGGCCUGUGCCGCGCGCCCGGGCCCGGCGGCGCCUGGCUGCUGCAGCCCAGCGAGGCUGAGGAGCGCGCGGCCGCCGCCCGCCUCACCGUGGCCCUCAUGCCCGGCCUCAACCAGGUGGCCGGGCUGCUGGGCAGCGGCCAGGGCGGGCCGCCCGAGAGCUGGGCCCAGGCCGUGCGGCUCGGCCUGGAGGGCUGCCAGCGCCUCUACCCGGUGCUGCGUCGCAGCUUGCUGCGCGCCGCCGAGCGCCGGGCGGCCGAGGGCCCGCGGGCCGUGGGGGCCAGCGCCUGAGCCACGGCGGGCGGGGCCCCCGGAACCGGCACCGACCGGGCCCCCAGCUCCCUCAAAGCGGUGCCCACCGCUCCCGCUUCCCGGGGAAACCGCUCCAGCCCCCGUCCUCCAGGCUGAACAGGGGAUGGGGCAGCCCCCCUCCCAGAGAUCGUCUGGGGGUCCUAGCAGCACAGCUCCCUCCGGCCAGCAAAUCUGUGACUUGAGAUCGGCCCCCCUCGCGGCUGGUGAGCAGGGCGCCCCCCCCCCCCCCCCCCCAACAAAGCCAGCUGGAGACCUGCCCCACUGCUGGGGGGGGCAGAGCCGCAAUCCCAUCCUCCUGCUGCUGGACUGCUAAUGGGGCGGCGUAACUGACCCACGGGGCAGCGGCACCUUCCCCAAAGGGGAGCCCCACUGGGGAUCAACAAGGAGGCGGUGUGGCCACUGCCUGGGGCUGCUCCACUCAGCAAGGAAAAAUGAGCCAAAUUGAGGCCUGUCUUCCAAGGGGAACACAUCAUAGACAUUUGCACUGGGGAUCAAGCAGCCCCCAUGCCCUGAGGAAAACUCUGCACCUGCAUGAUGGGAAAAUUGUGGACAUUUCAACCGAAAUUGGGACUGAAAACAGGAGGCAGAAUCUGGAGACGGAACAUAUGGAGGGAUUUUUUUUCUUUUCUUCUCAACUCCAGUACUGAGUGGGGUGAGCUGGAGAUGUCUUGUAGAAGAGACUUAACGCUGCAGAAAUUACAGAAACUGUGGCAAACCUUAGGGCAAGUUCCCCACACCCAGUGGCACAUUGUGCCCAUGGCAGCUAUCAUCCGCCAUACAACUGUCUACUCUUAAGUGUUUUUUAAAGUAUAAUAGAAAUGAUUUUGUACUUUAUGGUUAAUACAAUUCAGCAGAUGCCACUGAGAUAUUAACUGGGUUUUGCAGGUUGUUGGUUCUAUGCAAAAAUUUGAAGCAGUCCAAUCUUUCCAUUGGUAGGAUUAGACUUCCUUGAUAUUUUGGUGUGUAUAAAUGUAUUUAGUGUGUGCUCCAGGAAAAAAAAACUGUCCCUCCUGCCUUAGAUUUUAAAAGGUUUCUGUUGACUCCUAACUGAUUGCUAGGAUAUGGCAAGAAAUACUGCUGAUCACCAGAGAUCUGUUUUAUUAGAUGGUUUGAAAUGUCUUUCUAUUAUUUUUUUUUGACAUUUGUUGAUUAUAUCUUAACUCUUCCCCUGAAAAUCGAGACUGCAUUUUUCCUGGUGUUCAUUUCUCUUUCCCUAAAAAUGGCAGGAACCAUGCUAGUGUAGGCUAGUGUGAUUAUUUUGGUUUGAUCUGGCCCUUUCUUACCACCUCUCUGGUUGCAACUCUGCUCAGUAGGGGUUCUUUAUUGUCUGUCAAUGCUUAAUUUGCAGAGGUGCCAAUUAACUCAAAUUCUCCAUACAAUGGACAUGUACUAAUGCAGUUUUUUUUUCUUUCUGUGGGCUUCAUGUACACUUGCAUUCUUUUCAUGUUGCCCGCAAGUGUUGUUAAUUGACCACAAUAGGAAGAAUUGGUAAUGAGAUCCUUCGUGCUGAAUCUGCUGUAACAGAGUAACUCACCCAGCCCCUGGAUUGUAUUGACUGGGAGAUGUGUUCCAGACAGAAGUGAUGAUGAAAGGGUUUGGGUGUCGCCUUUAUGCUUUGUGACUAAACUGUGAACAACAGUCAGAAACCACUUCCCAGUAAAAUCCAGUGCAUAUAUAAGACCUAUUUGUAAUUCACGACCAAAGAUAACUGAUUGUAUGGGAAACAUUUUUCUAUAAUAAAUCAUCUUACUGUGAA